UAAGAGGAAAAUCUCGGAUGAAAUGUAUAAAAAGUCAACAUGAUUAAUAGAUGAUACCGUCAUAUAUAAAUAGAGAUUAUCAAAGGCAAACAAAUUUAGAUAUAAGGAUAAUCAGACAGAGAGCCUACACAGUUGUAAUUUCCAUAGCUGUAAUGGCGUAAGGAGAUAAUUGAUGAUGGGCUGCUGCUGGGAAAAGCGCAUGACUGGACAUCCAGUGUGAUUGUCCUUUGCUUCUUCGGGCCUAGGGUUUCAACUUUUCAAGGUUCCAGACUUAAAAGCUGUUCGGGGACAGAGUAGCUUUUCUGCAGAUCCGAUGAAACCUAUGAAGGAAGAUUCAGUAAGGCGUAGUGAUCAUGUAGUAACUCCCUCAUUUCAAGUGCUCGACUCUUGCAAACUUGCACAACUCUUCAGUUCCUGGAUCCUUAUUUGGCAGUGGAAGAAUUACAUGGCCUCAGUUCAAGGGAAAUGAACAAGCUUUUGAGGGAUUCUGACAAUUUCUCUUUGCGUGUCAAUACAGGCAAAGGUUCCUCCAUGCAGGUAAAUAUGGAAAAAUUAGCUGGAUGCUUGCCUCUGCACCUUUUAGCGGUGCUUGUAUCUUCCAGUGGGGGGGAGGGACCCAUACGACUGCGAUAUCUGUUACAUAGUGUUCGACUCUUGUAUUCUCUUGGUGAUCUUGCUUCUCGACAUGCCAAACUUGAGCAGAUGUUGCUUGAAGAUCCGAAGGCAACUGAGCAAAUUUUGGAUUUGGUGAUCUACAUACUUCUGGUUCUUGCACGUUUUGAGCCGGAAGGCCGUGUUGGGAGCUUCUUGACUCUUCAUCAACACGCAGCUUUGGUUGCAUGCAGUCUUCAUCUCUUAACUGUUUAUGUGUCUCCUCAAUGGCAAGAUAUUGCAAAUGUGCUGCUUGCACAUUCAGAGGUGGACAUAUUUAUGGAUGCUGCAUUUGAUGCAGUAAGAAAAGACAUUAUUUAUUUCCAAAUUAAAUUACGUACAUUGAAUGCCAAAAUAAUGACCAAGAAAACCACCCUUCUUGCUGCUGAAAGAAUAGCACACAUAGCUUCCCAGCAUUGUGAAGCUUCUUUGCAAGUUCUUCAGUCACUUUGCCUACACACGUUAUUUAGAGAGCGGCUUCUCAAAAAUAAGGAACUGUGUAGGAAUGGAGGCAUACUUUUGUUGGCAUUAUCUGUUCUGAAAUUUCAAAUGCCAUCAAGUUUCACAGACUCAUCAUAUGUGGUUGCUUCUGUGUCUCGUCUAAAGUCCAAAGUUCUAUCAAUUUUAAUGCAGCUUUGUGAGACGGAAAGUUUCUCAUAUUUGGAUGAAGUUGCAAGCUCACCUAGGAGUAUGCGUUUGGCAGUAUUAGUAGCAUCAGAGGUCCUUGAUUUGCUCAAAGGAAUAUUGCAUAAAGAAUCCACACAAGUUGAGGGUUCUUCAGACAAUAUUCCGAAAGGUCAUCUGCUUCUCAAUUCAAUGCGACUGGCUGAUAUUUUCUCAGAUGACUCUAAUUUUCGUUCAUUUAUAAUGAAUAAGAUUACACAAGAUCUAGCUGAUAUAUCAGCUUUACAUCCAUCAGAUUUUUUAGCAAGUUGGUGUGCCGAUGAUACACAAGUGUUUGAGGAAGAUGCAACUCUUGUUUAUGAUCCUUUCCGUGCUGCUGGUACUGCUAUGCUAUCACUUAAAGGUGGUGGAUCUGUUUCAUCAGGCCCAGCAGCUGGACUCCCAAAUAAGGCCACCAGUAUUCGCAAUCUAGUAGGGAAUUGCAUGCCACCUACUUCUCAUUCUCAGCAAAAGACAGCAUUUCUGGUCAAAAUAUUUGCAAAUUUACACUGCUAUGUCCCAGAUAUUUGUAAAGAGCAAGAGAAAAAUCAAUUUUUCAAAAAGUUUAUUCAAUGCUUGUCCUUAGGACCUCUUAAUCCUACAAGCAAACUAUACUUUUGGUCAGAAGCACAAACUGCUGUUAGAAUAUGUGAAAACCUUUGUAGCUUAUGGGAUCAUGCAAUGCCUCUAAUUCCCAGUUUGUUGAACGAGGAAGAUGUUAUACUUCUCAGUGAGUUCCUUCUACAGUUGCAUAAAUCAAUAUGUCCUGGACAGCCACAAAAUGGUGCUAUUCAGGAGGAACCUAUGGUUGAAUAUUUAAGAGAAAAGCAUGAUAACAAGUUCAAGGUCACAUUUGAGAAGCACCAGCCAUAUGAGUGCUAUACAAAAUCUCACAAUAGUCCUGAAAUUGAUGAAAAAGAUCAGAUAACCACCGGAAUUUCGAUUGACAGAGAUAUUGAGAAUCAGCCAUCUGCUCAUGAAGUCUCGGAGAAAGAUGUCCGCCAGAUAUCUGAGGAAGCUGUUAGCACUGGAGGAUGUGGACCAUCAACUGAGAGAAAACAAGAAGGAAUAAUGGUAGAUGAAAACUCAAGUUUGCAAAAUGUGAAGAGGGAGCCUGAAGAAAAUAAUGAAAUAGAUGAUAUCGAUGCUAUCUCCCAAAUGGUAAAUGUUCAAUUUCAAGUGGCCCAAUUUAAGGAGACAAAAGUUGAUAUUCAAGAAGUAGAUCAAUACAAGGAGAUGGAAAUUGAACAAGCAAGUACUAAGAAUGAAAUCUUAGAUCCAGAUGAGAACCAGGAGGCUAUAAACAGUAGUACUAGAAGUGAAGUAGAAAGUGCUCCUGAGAUUGAUCACAAUGAUAAGAAUCUUGAAAUCAGAAAUGAAGAUAAUUCAAUGGCCAUGGACAAGGUCUACUUUUACAACCAAGAUGCUUCAAGGGAAACUGGAGAAAAUCAAAACCGUGUUGAUGGUGAAAAGGAGGAUGAAGGUGCUGGAUCGAUGGCACAAGCAACAGAGAGGGUUGAUACCAACAUUAGUGAGGACAAACAACCAAAGAAAAGAAAACGGAAUGUUAUGAAUGAGCAGCAAAUAGCUUUAAUUGAGGCUGCUCUCCGGGAUGAACCAGAAAUGCAGCGAAGUGCACAUUUAUUACAAUUGUGGACAGAAAGACUCAGGGAAUAUGGUAGUCCAGACCUUACAACCUCACAGCUCAAGAACUGGCUGAAUAAUAGGAAAGCCAAGUUAGCUCGUCUGGCACGUGAAUCUCGUACUUCUGAUGGUGAAAAUAUGUCAGAUAGGAUUUAUCUACCAAGGUCUUCUCCUGCUAUAAGUGGUGAACAUGGUGUUGUGAUGGGAUCGUUUUAUGACUCACCGGAAAGCAAUACAGGUGAGGACUUCUAUGGAACAUCUGCAGGCCCAAGAAGAGGUAAUCAGUCAGGACGGUUUCCCACACCAGUAAAUUCAAGAUCUUCAGCUGAAGAUCUUCAUGGUAUGCCUCCUGUAGAAUAUGAAUUUGCUGAACAUGUGAGAGUUUCAGUUACUCCUCCACCUUUGUAUCCAUCCGUAAGGUUUGUCCCAUGUGAAGCUGGACAGCUUGUCUCACUAAGAGAUGAGUCUGGUGUAGAAGUUGCUCAUGGGAUUGUUCUCCAAGUAGAAGGUAGGUGGCAUGGCAGACAACUGGAUGAGCAGGGUCUGUGUGUUGUGGAAAUUAUUGCCCUUAAGGUUGACAGAAGGGAAAGGUUGCCACAUCCAUCAGAUGUUUCUGGAACCACCUUUGAGGAAGCAGAAACCUUGAAUGGAAGAAUGAUAGUUGUUUGGAACACACACAAAAUACUUUUGUUGCCACCUCCAAAUAUAGAGUAACUGAACAGUUUGUAUGUUUUGUACUGGUUAGGCAACAGGGCCCAAAAUGUGAUAUAUAUGUGACAAACACAAAACGCAUCUGAAUGGUGUAUUUAGAUUUAUUUUGAGGGAUUCAGUUAUAUUUCCUCAUUCUGUGUCAGAAGGCUCUGCUGCUCUUGGAUUCCAGGGAGAUGAAUUAUAGGAUCAAAAGCAUGAGGGAUCUUUCCAAAUUGUAAGUAUUACGAAUUGUGGCGAAUUGUUUUGCAUGAGAUACACAAAAUCAGUGACCGUUGGCAAGGUAGUCCACAGAGCUUCAUACUUCACUAACAUUUACCAUUCCACAAAAUACAGGAAGACUGAAGCAUUGGUCUGUGGAAUUACAAUACUCCUAAUUGUUGGAGUUCCAAAAAAACAGUUAAUUAGCCAUAUUGUACAACAUAUCGUUCUUUUCUCUCUUCUCAACUGUAAUCUGUAAAUGUGCUUUUUUGAAGUUUUUCCUUCAUUUUGUUUUCAGUGAUGCAGAAUGUUGAAGAGAUGAUUUAAAUUCAUUAUUUGAAACAGAUGUAUUUUUUAUAUAAUCAUAAUCAGCAGGGCAUUCUUUUCACCAUG
This is a messenger RNA of Cryptomeria japonica (Japanese cedar), 4260 nucleotides long. Its product is annotated as nodulin homeobox. Gene Ontology annotation, molecular function: single-stranded DNA binding. The record is from RefSeq and is a predicted model, not a curated record. Gene Ontology annotation, biological process: flower development. The coding region runs from base 466 to 3672 and encodes 1068 amino acids. The transcript is spliced from 19 exons. NCBI's taxonomy places the organism in Eukaryota, Viridiplantae, Streptophyta, Pinopsida, Cupressales, Cupressaceae.